AUGAACAAUGCAACAUCUGUAGCUGAAUUCCUCCUGCUUGGGCUCUCCAGGAGCUUGAAGGUUCGUCUCUUAUUGUUUGGACUUUUUUCUACAGCCUAUGCCAUGACGCUAGCAGGCAAUGCAAUCAUAUUGAUGCUCAUCUGGCUGGACUCACGAUUACACACACCCAUGUAUUUCUUCCUGAGCAACCUUGCCUGUGUGGACAUUUGCUACACUUCCAGCACAGUCCCUCAGAUGUUGAUUAACCUCCAGAAUCCGAGCAAGCCUAUUUCACUGGCUGGCUGUGCUCUACAGAUGUAUGUCUUCCUGAUUUUGGCCACAACUGAAUGUUUCCUCCUUGCAGUGAUGGCAUAUGAUAGGUAUAUAGCUGUAUGUCACCCAUUGCACUACACAUCUGUCAUGAACAAACAAGUGUGUAUUAACCUUGCUGCAGCCACGUGGACAAGUGGACUUCUCUUGCCAGUGGCACACAUUGUCCUAACCUGGCGGCUACCAUUCUGUGGACCCAAUUUAAUUGAUCAUUUUUUCUGUGAAAUCCCAGCGUUACUGAAACUGGCAUGUGCUGAUACCCAUAUUGUUGAAAAGCUGACUUCAGUGGGGUGCAUUUUCACAUUACUCUUUCCUAUCACCUUCAUCAUGAUGACUUACAUCCGUAUCCUUACUUCCAUCUUGAAAAUCCAAUCUGUUCAAGGCCAGCACAAAGCUUUCUCCACAUGUGCCUCUCAUAUGACUGUAGUGAUCCUCUUCUAUGGGGCAGCCAUAUAUAUGUACAUGAGACCUGAGUCUAGCCACUCCCCAGGUCAGGAUAAAAUAAUCUCUCUCUUCUAUAGUGUUGUCAUUCCCUUGUUCAAUCCUGUAAUAUACAGCCUGAAGAACAAGGAGGUGAAAGGAGCUUGGAUUAAAAUUUUGCAGAAGUGUGAGGUUGGUUUAUUCCCCCCUUCCUAA
Sceloporus undulatus (fence lizard) is the source of this 945-nucleotide messenger RNA. RefSeq names its product olfactory receptor 2A1/2A42-like. The record is from RefSeq and is a predicted model, not a curated record. The transcript has a single exon. Lineage: Eukaryota; Metazoa; Chordata; Lepidosauria; Squamata; Phrynosomatidae. Gene Ontology annotation, biological process: G protein-coupled receptor signaling pathway. Gene Ontology annotation, molecular function: olfactory receptor activity; G protein-coupled receptor activity. The coding region runs from base 1 to 945 and encodes 314 amino acids. Gene Ontology annotation, cellular component: membrane.